Trichomonas vaginalis G3 is the source of this 759-nucleotide messenger RNA. Its product is annotated as spectrin binding. NCBI's taxonomy places the organism in Eukaryota, Parabasalia, Trichomonadida, Trichomonadidae. The record is from RefSeq and is a predicted model, not a curated record. Gene Ontology annotation, molecular function: protein binding. The transcript has a single exon. Bases 1 to 759 code for a protein of 252 amino acids.
AUGAAGAUGAAAGUGUUAGAUGGUAUUAUUGGCAUUUUAGAUCAAGUACAAAAUGAAAAAUCCAGCGCAACAAAUAAAAUCGAAAAACUUCAAUCAGAUUUAAAUCGGAUUCAAACAGAAAAAGCGAACUUAGAGAAAGAAAUACAAACUCUUAAGUCCCAACUCAAAGAAAAGGAAAGAGAUGAUUUGCCAAAAGAAUUUCUUUCGAAAAUUUCUGAACUUAAAAAUUCUGAAGAUUUCAAUCAAAUCUAUAAAUUCUUUGAAGAAAUUUCAGAAAAAGGGAAUCACAAAAUGAUGUUAAAAGCAUGCGAAAAAGAACUUUGGAAGAAAGAAAAUAUCAACGGCAUUUGUCGAAAUGUUCUACAUGAAGCAUCAUAUAAUGGAAAUCUGAAACUUGUUCAAUCUCUCAUUGAAAGUGGUUGUGACAAAGAAAUAAGAUCCAAAUUUGGUGAUUCAGCUCUAUUCUGGGCAUCAUGUAGUGGCAAUCUUGAAGUUGUUAAAUAUCUUUACUCAAUUGGAGCUGAUAAAGAUGCAAAAACUAAUGAAGGAUGGACACCACUAAUUACGGCAUCAGAAAAUGAUCAUCUUGAAGUUGUUAAAUACCUUGUCUCAGUUGGCGCUGAUAAAGAUGCAAAGAAUAAAUAUGGAUGUACUCCGCUCAUGUAUGCAUCACAUAAUGGUCAUCUUGAAGUUGUUAAAUAUCUUAUCUCAGUUGGUGCUAAUAAAGAAGCAAAGGAUAAUAAUGCUUUCUUUAGAUGA